AUGAGAGACGCCGAUUCUGGGUCUUUGUUUGGCUCUGGGCGGCACGGGCGCAGGGGAGGAAACCCUCCGAGGGCUGCGCUGGACGCGCGGCCAUGGCGAACUUGGACAGCUCCCUCCAGGACUUGCGCAGCAGGAGGUUUGAGCUCGGCCCCACCGACGUGCUGGAGCGCAAGGGCUCCCUGACCCUCCGCUCCCGCCACAAAAAGUACUCGAAGCCGGUGCUGGCGUGCUCCUGGCACCACAACAGAGAAGCUUAUCCCAAAGAUUAUGAUAUAGAGGGUCCUGAGGAAGUAAAAAAACUGUGUAAUUCAACUUAUUGGAGACUUGGAACUGAUGAACCCAAAAUUUGGAUCUCAGAAACACAUGAACAAAUGGAAAAAGCUAUUUUAAACAUGAAAAGGACUGAAAUAAAAAGCAAGGCUUUAUUGAAUGAGGAAACAAUAAGCUCUGGGAUUAUUGAAAGGGACACUGGGUUGCCUGUGACAGGCUUUGGAGCUCUCUUUACUAGACACCCACCAAAUCGGCGCAAAAUGUGGGCACUGACGACAUAUGCUGAAAGCUACGCUCCACCAUAUGAUUAUCAGCCACUUUUGAGGACCCUCAGGCUCAGGAAGGCUGAAGAACUUGAUCAUGGCAACGGAUAGUGAACAGAAGAAAUCCAGGCUUCAGAGACCCAACUCAUUGCUCCUCUUUAAACUUCGGACUUUACCAUGUUUUUUUGCUGUAACCGUCUGAUAGACCAUUGCAUUAGAACCCAGGAAGCCUUGAAUUAACUACUUAAAAGGUUCAAUAAUUUCCUGACAAAUAUACAGCUUUGCAACCAUUCCCAUGAUCAAGAUAAAGAACAUUUCCGUCAUGGUCAGUGAUUCUGUUGUCCUUGCCUGGGACUCCCCCUCCUUGCUGCUUCCAGAAAAUGAUUCCACACAGAAAGCCAGAGCAAUCAUGAGACUCACCUCGUGUGUUUCCUUUUCUUCGAAGAUCACAGUUCUGUCCUGCCUGCUGUCCAAUAUCUAAAAAUAUUAGUUAGCAUGUUUUGUUAAAUUUACAAGCUAUGGUGGGAGUAUAAGUCUAGUUCCAAUGACUUAAUCAUGGCUGAAAGCAGAGUUUCCAAUAUUAAAUAUUUUAACAUUUUUCAAUCUUUCUCCCGCGGUGGUUGAACGCUAACUCUAGUUCUGAGCCAGGUCCUUUGAUAACCGGUGAGAGACCUGGGCAAGAGGGGUCUGCGUGCUGGGCCCCCCGCUUUAGAGGAACCUGCGAACACGUACACAAAUGAGUUUAUGGGGCACACGGGCAACUGAUACAGCCCGAUCCAUACCAAAGCCAUAUUCUUGUGACUUCCACUGCUCGGGCCCCAGGGCACCGCUUCUUUACAUCAUCUCUCUAUGUUCUCUAAUCAAAAUGUCACAAAAUGUAGCUACAUCUGAAUGCCAGGGAGCUUCGUCGGUUGUGCCCCUGAAGAUUUCAGAGGCAGACGCUGUUUUAGGGUGCUAGGAGGAUUGAACAGCAGAAGCACUCAGUGAGAGAAAAGAGAAAUUAACUUGUCAAAUUCUUCCUCUCAGCCUGAAUACAAUCAAUUCUUAUUUAUCUUGCCAAUAGUGCCAAAUGUUCAUUUUCUUUCUUCUCUUUGUGUUUCAAUUUGUUGUGCCAGAAAGACUGACAAAUUGCUGUGAGUAUUUGUAACAGUUGCACAUGACAGCUGAGGAAUCUUGGAAAGAGUAAAAAAAUGAAUAUUUCUGUUAACUUUGUAUGUAUGUAGAUGAAGAUACAUGCAUUGUGAAGUGUGAUACUGAUUCUUUACCUUACUGAACUGAUAUUGAAGUCUACAUUUUGAAAAGGCUAAAUUCUGUUAAAAUGCUUAUUAAGAUUUAAGUAAAUUUUCAAAAGAGCAAA
Messenger RNA from Miniopterus natalensis, 1890 nucleotides. Lineage: Eukaryota; Metazoa; Chordata; Mammalia; Chiroptera; Miniopteridae. The record is from RefSeq and is a predicted model, not a curated record.